Molecule: messenger RNA, 11745 nt
Organism: Vollenhovia emeryi
Lineage: Eukaryota; Metazoa; Arthropoda; Insecta; Hymenoptera; Formicidae
Gene: Ppn
Product: papilin
Exons: 39
Coding region: 172-8598 (2808 amino acids)
Biological process (GO): extracellular matrix organization
Cellular component (GO): extracellular region; extracellular matrix
Molecular function (GO): serine-type endopeptidase inhibitor activity; metalloendopeptidase activity
Source: RefSeq, a predicted model, not a curated record
UUUUCUCCCGUGAGUUGUACGCGCGCGUUCUUUCGUGAGGACCGGCUUCCGUGUCGUGCAGUCUUUAGGCCCUACAGCCACGAGAAACAGAACUAGUUGUGUUGAAAUAAGAACUAUUCCUCUUGGCAUCCCGUGGAUACCCGUAGAACGGGAGAGCCGCACUGUUCCACCAUGCGCCAUCGACUUUCGAGGUCGCUGGGACUUGUAAUAUUUAUAAUAUCAGCACAGGUGCAUGAAUCCCACGCAACACAUCAUCAUAUAAAAUUAAGGCACGGGAGGCAUCGCCGACAGCACGGCGAAAGUUAUCUGCCCAGCAGCUUCAUACCAGACACUGAUGAGCCCGAGAGAGGCAACUGGGGACCAUGGUCGACACCCAGUUCCUGUUCGCGCUCCUGCGGUGGCGGAGUCGCUCAUCAAACCAGACAAUGUCUCGACAUAGAUGACAGUGGUCAUGACAAGUGUACUGGUGCGUCAAGGAGAUUCUUCUCGUGUAACAUUCAAGAAUGUCCCAGUGAAUCGAAGGAUUUUCGUGCGGAGCAGUGCGCGGAGUUCAACAAUGUACCUUUCGAAGGAGUUUAUUACGAUUGGAUUCCAUACACCGGAAGUCCAAAUAAAUGCGAACUAAAUUGCAUGCCACGAGGUGAACGAUUUUUCUACAGGCAUAAAGUCGCUGUGAUAGACGGUACUCCUUGUGAAUCCGAAAAGAAUGAUGUUUGCGUCAAAGGCAAAUGCAUGCAUGUUGGAUGCGAUAUGAUGUUGGGCAGCGAUGCCAAAGAAGAUGCGUGCAGAGAAUGCGGUGGCGACGGUUCAGAUUGCAAUACCGUUACCGGCUUAUUUGACACAGACGAUCUUCAAGUGGGUUAUAUCGAUAUUUUACUUAUUCCCGAGGGCGCGACCAAUAUCGUUAUAAAAGAAAUGUAUCCAUCUAACAAUUAUUUAGCCAUACGCAACACAACCGGACAUUACUAUUUAAAUGGCAAUUGGAGAAUAGACUUUCCGCGCAGCUUGCGCUUUUCCGGCACGAUCUUUCAUUACGCCAGAGAUCCUCAGGGAUUUGCAGCACCCGAUACCAUCACGGCCCUGGGGCCAACGAAUGAGCCGAUUUACGUUGUGUUGCUGUACCAAGACCGCAAUGUGGGGGUGCAUUAUGAGUACAGCAUCCCCAAGAAGUUCUCGGUACGUCCUGAUCCGGAUAGCUACACAUGGGUGACCGAUGAAUUUUCAAGUUGCAGCGUCAGUUGCGGUGGAGGCUAUCAGUCGAGACGAGUAGCUUGUGUACGAAGGCGUGACAAUCAGCCGGUGGAUGAGAGCUUAUGCGAUCCGCAGUUGGAGCCGGCUGACACCCAAAGCUGUAGCGAAGAACCGUGUCCAUCAGGCUGGGUAGAAGGCCCGUGGUCAACUUGCAGCAAACAUUGCGGCGAAGGCGGCGAGCAGACCAGAGAGAUCAAGUGCCAGCAGGUCAUCUCGGGUGGAAUCGCUUCCGUGGUGGAUGAUUCUCAAUGUCUGGAAAAAGUUGGGCCGAAAGGACUUACUAAGCAGGAGUGCAACAAAGACGUGGAUUGUCCACUGUGGCACGAGGGACCCUGGAAGCCUUGCGAUCAUAUAUGCGGGCCUGGUAAACAAACCAGGGUAGUUACGUGCUACAAGAAGGUGGACGGCAAGAUCCAAGUGUUGGAAGAUGAGGCGUGCGAAAUGGAGGUGCCCGAACGUGAAAAAGCAUGCGAGCUGAGACCUUGCGCUGGUCUCGACUGGGUUACCUCGGACUGGAGCGGAUGUGAGGAAAAGUGUGAUCUCAUCAAAGAAACCAGAACGGCCCAUUGCGCUACUCAAGACGGCACAGUUCAUCCAGAUGAUUUGUGUGAUGCAGACAAGAAGCCGGAAUUGGAAAGAGACUGCGAGAAAGCCAAAAAUUGCGAUUUUCAGUGGUUUACUUCACAAUGGAGCGAGUGUUCGGCAAAAUGCGGAAACGGCGUUCAAACGCGCAAAGUGUUCUGUGGCACUUUUGGCGAUGAUACUGUGAAGAAAGUUUCGGACGACAAUUGCGAGCCAGAAAAGAAAUUUGAAGAUACCCAAAAUUGCACCGCUGAAGAACCGUGCAAGGGCGAAUGGUUCGCUGGGCCCUGGAGCAAGUGUUCGGAGCCAUGUGGCGACGGUGACAUGACUCGCAAAGUGAUUUGCAUGAAGGACAACAAGACGGUACCUGUGAGUCAGUGUGAUGCCGAUAGCAUUAUGUUCUCUACCGAAAAAUGCAACGAUCAACCUUGUGAAGAAGGCGUGACACCGAUCGACGAGGAGCCAGGUGAAACAACAGACUCAGGGGAGGAGGAGGAGGAGGAAUGCGAGGAGGAGGAGGAGGAGGAAGAGGAUGGAAAGGCUGCCGGUGAAUUCAGUCUUCCUACGGGGAUGGGCAAACUAAUCGAGCAAACAGAAGCAACGCCUCUGAGUUCGCCGUCUACCGGAAGUGACAUUUACGACACGAUGUUCAGUGAUUCUACGAGAGGCGACAUCUCACCUUCCGAUUUGGGCAGCGGCGAGGGUAGCGGCGACGACGAUUUUACCAUGUUUGAUACUGGCUUCUUCACCGGCAGUACUGUCGAGACCGAUUCUACCGCUGUCGACGAGAGCGAAAGUCCGGUUAGCGGAAUUACGACGGAAGGCAAAACCGGCACAACCGAGUUCGGGACGGAGGUAACCGAGUCGUCGGACAUCACCGAAGGAACCGACGUAACGAUCGAAGGAUCCGGGACUACUAUCGAAGAAGAAUCCGACACCAGCCCCGAAGGAUCCGGCGCGAGCGCAUCUACGGACGAAUUCACUCAAACAUCGGGAUCCGACGGAACAACAGAACAAUCGACGGAUCAGUCCGUCACCAGCGAGUCGACUAGCAAUGUAGAUACUGAAUCGACUGCCAGUGAAGAUUCAGUAACAACAAUCGAAUCCAGUGAUAUGACGACUAAUUCUGAUGUAACAAGCGAAUCGGCUGACACUUCGGAAAGCACGAUUUCUUCUACGACUGACCCGGUAGAAUCUACUGAAACAGAUACGACAAAUACCGAAACGACUGACUCGACAGAGACUGAAACAACACAAACUACCGAAUCCACAGAUACGACCGAGUCUACAGAAUCUCCACCAAGUACAUUAUCUUCAGAGACGGAUACCACAGAAACGACUGAAAGCGAAACCACCUCCGAAACCUCGACUGAGAUGACAUCAACAAUGGUUUCUCAGCUAACAACCGCAUUAAACGUACAAGGCGAGUAUGAUUUCGGUUCCGAGGAACAAAGUACCGACGCUGUAACUACAGCAUCGAGUCAAACCGACGAGAGUUACAGCACCACAGUUAGCGGUACAGAAGACACUACUGUUUCUGGAACAAGUCCAUCGGGUGAGACUGAAAGUACCGGUAGCGAAACAACCGAGUCGGGACAGACUACAGAAUCAGGAGAGACGACUGAGUCCGGUGUUAGCACAGAAUCGGUUGAGAUGACAGAAUCCGGACUGACGACCGAAUCUAGCGACGUUACGACCUCAAGCGCGACAGUCGAAUCCGGCGCGACAGAAUCCAGCGAAAGUACCGUCUCGGAAAUUACGGAAACUACUGAAUCAGCUAUGACGACCGAGUCGGGCGAGACAACUUUAUCAGGCGAGACAACUUUGUCAGGCGAAACGACUGAAUCGACAUCGUCUUUCGAAGAGACAACGGUAUCCGGUGAAACGGAAAUUACAUCCUCUACGAUGAGUGGCGAGACCGAUCUUACCGAAAAGACUGAUAUCACAGAGAUAUGGACAACCAGCUUCCCGGAAGUAACGGCGCGUAAACGGCAAUGCAAGCCAAGGAAGAGCUGCAAGAAAACGCCUUUCGGGUGUUGUUACGACAAUAUCACCGUUGCUCAAGGACCAUUUGGUCAAGGCUGCCCGACACCGCAAACGUGCAACGAGACACGAUACGGUUGCUGUCCCGAUGGCGUGUCGCCAGCCACCGGUCCCAAGAAGAAGGGUUGCCCCGAUUCUCAUUGUAACGAAUCACUCUUCGGUUGUUGUCCCGACGAUGUUACUACGGCACAAGGCAACGAUUACGAAGGAUGCAAGAAACCAUGUAAAGAAACAGAAUUUGGAUGUUGUCCUGACAACGAGACUGCAGCUAGUGGAAAGAAUAAUCUGGGAUGUUGUAAUAUCACCGAGUUUGGCUGCUGCCCAGGUGAUAUGAAAGCGGCUUCUGGUCCUAAUGGCGAAGGUUGCGAGGAAGAAGUCACUUCUGAAACAUCGGAGUAUGAAACAACUCAACACGAAGAUUGUGCAAACACCACUUACGGUUGCUGUCCCGAUGGUAUUACCGUUGCAAAUGGCGUAAACUUUGAGGGAUGCGGUGUGAUUAAUACCGAGAACUGCAGCGCGUCCUACUUUGGAUGCUGCUCUGACGGAGUUUCCCCAGCUCUCGGACCAGACAACCAUGGCUGUCGCAUGCCAUGCGACGAUACCGCUUACGGAUGCUGUGAGGAUGGAGAGACACCGGCGCAUGGACCGAACAACGAGGGUUGCUGCUUAUCGACUCCCUACAAGUGUUGUCCGGAUAACAUUCUGCCAGCUCGUGGACCAAACUUCUACGGCUGCGGUUGCCAAUACACGAGAUUCGGUUGUUGCCCGGAUAAUUCGACGGCAGCGCGUGGACCAAACAAUGAGGGCUGCGGUUGUCACUACACGCCUCACGGUUGCUGCCCGAACCGGUUCACCCCUGCCAGCGGGCCUAAUUUCGAGGGUUGCCCGUGUUACACUUACCAGUUUGGAUGCUGCCCCGAUGGCCUCACUAUCGCUAAGGGCUCCCAUGGUCAAGGUUGCGGAUGCGAGAACACGCAAUAUAAAUGCUGUUCGGAUGGCAGAACGCCAGCUAAGGGACCAAACUUUGCGGGAUGUACGUGCGACGCAUCGCAAUACGGAUGCUGUCCGGAUGGAAUAGAGGAAGCUCAAGGGGAGAACUUCGAAGGUUGUCUCACGGUACCGUCGAUACCUGGUGCUGCGUGCGGUUUGAAGAAGGAUAGAGGCUCUUGCCGAGACUUUACAGUCAAGUGGUUUUACGAUACCGAUUACGGUGGCUGCUCGAGGUUCUGGUACGGAGGCUGCGAGGGUAACGAAAAUCGCUUCAAGACACAGGAGGAAUGCAAAGAAGUUUGCGUACAACCAAAGGGAAAAGCUGCUUGCUUCUUACCAAGAAUCGCUGGUCCUUGCGAAGGAUAUCAUCCAACGUGGUAUUACGAUACUAGCAGGAAGCAGUGCGGUCAAUUCGUUUAUGGUGGUUGUCUCGGCAAUGCUAACAAGUUCAAAACAAGAGAAGACUGCGAAGAACUUUGCGUCACGCCGGACGACGUCGAUCCUUGCGAUCAGCCGAAAGAAGCGGGCCCUUGCGCAGGCAAUUUCACAAAAUGGUACUUCAACCGCGAAUCGCAAGCUUGCGAACAAUUCAUGUAUGGUGGCUGCAAAGCGAACGACAACAACUUCCCGACAGAAAUCGCUUGUCAUCAACAAUGCUUACAGCCAGGUCGAAGGAAAGAUAUUUGCACGUUGCCACGGGCGGAGGGUACAUGCAUGGAGAAGCAAUCUCGAUGGUACUUUGAUCAAUCAGAGAAUCGCUGCAUGCCAUUCUAUUACACCGGCUGUAAUGGCAAUAGAAAUAACUUUGAAUCUAGAGAUGCAUGCGAGUCUGAUUGUCCGCCUAAAAUGGAGCAAGAUGUGUGCCUCCUGCCUGCUCUCCUGGGAGAGUGUCACAACUACACUCAACGAUGGUACUACGAUUCCUAUGAGCAACACUGUCGACAAUUCUAUUACGGUGGCUGUGGCGGGAAUGAGAAUAAUUUCUUGACCGAGCAUGACUGCACCAACAGGUGUGAAGAAGCCAUGACUACACUGCCUCCACCGGGACAAGUCGAGUUCCGGCUAGAAUUCUGCUUCCUCCCCGACGAACACGGUCCCUGCUCCGAUAAUCAAGUCAAAUGGUUCUACGAUAGUCGUGAUGGCGUUUGCAAACAAUUCCGGUACGGUGGCUGCCAGAGUAACGGCAACAAUUUCAACACUCGCGAGGAAUGCGAGUAUCGCUGCGGAGAAGUCCAAGAUCCUUGCAUCCUACCAGAGGUGGUCGGUCCGUGUAACGGUUUCGUGAAGCAAUUCUACUAUGACAAACGUUCAGAUUCUUGCUACGAGUUCGAAUACAGCGGCUGUCAAGGCAAUAAGAAUCGCUUCCAGGAUAAAGAAUCUUGCGAAAGCAAGUGUAAGCGGGGGACGGCUGUUACUCAAGCACCAGCCACGAUAAUGCCACCAAGUGGAGAACCGAAAAGUACGAUCUGUUUGGCACCAGCCGAUCCUGGCGAUUGUGAUAGCAGUAUUACCGCGUUUUACUACGAUGCCCAACAUCAGAUGUGCCAGGCGUUUAUUUAUGGCGGAUGUGGUGGAAAUGCCAACAAAUUUCAAACCGAAGAACAAUGCGAGCGGCUCUGUGGAAAAUUCCAUGGACAAGAUAUGUGUAAUCUCGCUAUGGACUCCGGCCCAUGCAGAGGCGCUUUCCACAAAUAUUAUUAUGAGCCAAGUUUACGCGCCUGCCAUGAAUUCAUUUAUGGUGGAUGCGAUGGUAACGCUAACAGAUUCAGUACAAUUUCCGAAUGCGAAUCUAUUUGCAUACAUCACGAGGAACCUGUACCUCCCGGAAACGACACCAGUGUUUCAAACUUAUCGAUCUGUAAAGAACCAGUUGAUAGUGGCUCUUGCACGUCCGGUUCCUGGAAGCGAUUUUACUUUGACGAGGAACGUCAAACGUGUCGAGCAUUUAUUUAUACUGGAUGUGGUGGCAAUCGCAACAGAUUCAAGACUUUCGAAUCUUGUAUUAAUACUUGCCUUAGGACGAGUAACGAAAUAGAUGUCGAUUCGAAUGAUACGAAAGAUCGGUGCGCAGAAGCCAAAGAAGAGUGUAAUAUUAUCCGUUGUCCGUACGGCAAGGAGCAAUAUGUGGAUUCACAGGAUUGUGAACGCUGCCGUUGCGUCGAUCCUUGCAGAACAAAGAUCUGUCCUGAGAGUACUCGAUGCGCCAUUACGCUAGUCGCUACGCAAGACGGUACAGAAUACAAAGGCGUUUGUCAAUCGAUUGUUAAACCUGGUCGUUGUCCAAGAGUAUCCAACAGCACGAGAUGUGAGCAAGAGUGUGCCACGGAUGCAGACUGUCCCGGAGAAUGGAAAUGCUGUAACAGUGGCUGCGGUACGUCCUGCCUGGAACCCGCACCGGAAGAAUCUUUGACAACGACAUCACGGCCGACUGUUACCCCGCCGCAAUACGGUGGUGAACCUGCGAUGAUUCAAGGACCCAGAGAGUCUAGUGUCAAUGCGCAAGAAGGUGGCUAUGUCACGAUGACAUGUGUCGCACUAGGAAAUCCUAGACCAAAUAUCACAUGGAGAAAGGAUACUACAUUGAUUGGACCUUCGGAGAAAAGACGACGUAUACUACUCGAUGGAUCUCUUCAAAUCAUUAAUUUAUAUACUUACGAUAGAGGAACUUAUGUGUGUAUCGCUGAUAACGGUUUAGGGCUGCCGGUAAGGUCGGAGUAUCACUUGGACGUCACAGAACCAAGCGAACUUCCCGUUGCCAUCAUUGGGGAGCCCGAUACUCGUCUAACAGUGACGAUGAACUCGCCGAUAGCUCUGCAUUGCUAUGCCAUGGGAUGGCCAAGGCCGUUGGUCACUUGGUGGCGUGGCGACCAAAUGUUACCUCUAAAUUCAGACAAUUACGAGCAAGACACCGAUUACACUCUUCUGAUACGCUCGGUAACUCUACCCAGCCUCGGCAUUUACACCUGUCAGGCGUUUAAUGGCGUCGGUACACCGGCCUCUUGGUCGGCGACCUUGCAAGCAAUUGGACCCGUCUACAAUGUUAAACCCGAACAGGAAGAAUACACCAAAUAUCUCGUCCAGCCACCGAAGAGACCCACUACUGAAAAACCGCAGUAUCCUUACAGACCUACCAGAACGCAAUCUCCCGAGCACCAGACCUAUGCUCCCGUUUAUUCCUCGAGACCGCCUUACAUCCCUCAGGUCAUUCCUCUUGUGACCACCACUGAGCCUGGUAGCGCUAAGUACAAAGUGCCAGUCAAAGUCAACGUAUCGGCAGGACAAUCACAGUUCCCUGAAGGCAGUGACAUAAGCAUCGCUUGCACCGUCGACGGUUAUCCUCUUCCACGUGUAGCUUGGUAUAAGGACGAUGAAAACACACCUAUUCAAACGAACAAUCGAAUACAGAUUUCUGAUCUCCAUCGACUUAUUAUCAGCGAUGCAAAUCAGGAGGACUCUGGCCGAUAUCGAUGCGAAGCGGACAAUGAAAUCUCUUCGCAUUCCGAUAGCGUUGAUAUAACCGUAGCUGGUAUCUUCAUUCAUCCCCAUUGCCAAGAUAACACGUUCUUCGCCAACUGCGAGCUUAUCGUGACUGCCAAGUAUUGCACGCACAAGUACUACGCCAAGUUUUGCUGUCGAUCGUGCACAGAGGCCGGUCAGCUGCCGGCGAAAGGACCUCAUCUCGACAACUCAAGAAGAAGAAGGAGAUCUAUUCUGCGAAUGCUCGUAUAAGAUAUGAACUUUUCGGUAUUUCCGACACACGUGAUAGCACAUAUCGAUUCUGGAUCGUGGCCGGCGGGAUUCGCGAUAGAAAAAGAAAAAAGGUAAGGAAAGGAAGUGAUUGCGCGUACCUGCCCUAUCGGACGUGCCGGAUAAUCGACUUGUUAAAUCACUGCCAAAGCCUUAGAGCGUUUAUACAUAGAUAUAAUGUGUGUAUACGGUUCCCAUCUAACAAAUAAGCGUCCGAAAACGAUAUCGCGCCACUUGACCCGCGCGAUCUUGUUCUUCGACGUUUCUAUCCAUGUAUAUACGAUCUGACGCUGAAUCCUAGUCCGACGGAGCCAUAUUAGGCGGGGUAAUUAACUUGUUCUUAAGAGACCAGUGGAAACGUCGCGACCGCGACCGCGUAUCUUCCAAAUGAUAUCCCGCAUUACCGAAGUAACCCAAUGUCGACUGAUUAAGCGCGUAAUUUUGCGGCUCGUAUUAUACGAAUACGUGGGAGACAUUGUUUCUGACUGGUGUUCUUUUAAGUAUAUAUUUUAUGUGUGUGUCGCCAUAAUAACUGUACUUCAGGUUAAUCGUAGAAUAAUUGCCAUAUCUCACAGCAGCGUACCCGCAAUAAUAUAAAUUUCCGUUGUCAAGUCAACACAGCAAAGCUUUCUUGCACCGUCUUGAGAAUACAAUCUGAAGAGUCCUCAUUGAUGCGAAACGAUACAGCCAUUCCUUUCUCACGCGGCAUAAAGUUAACGAGCACGAUAUGAGAAUGGAACGAUAUACAAAGCUUUCUUGCAUAGAACAGUUAUCUAACAAUAAGUCGAGUGUUGUCCUCGUUCAUUGAACGCACUGUAUUGCGUAAUUAAAAAGGAACUUGUACCUAUUUGUACUAAGCGUAUGCGCACACGUUACGUUGUAUAAUAUAAAUAGUUUAUUAUGCAAUAUGCCAUUUAUACUCUAUGAUAUUGUUACUACUUGUUUCUUGCAUUCGCACAUGCGAUCAUAACGCGUGCCGGCCCCAAGAUAAACUCGUUAUCUUUCGUUAUCAUAGAAGUUAUAUACAUAUAUCAUUCUUUUUCUCUAGGGAAAGAACGCUUAACACCUUAAGAGUUUAACACCUUAAAUGUCGAUAGCAGACACGUCUAACGAGACAAAGAUAAUGAAGAAGCAUUAACAUUUAUAUUCAGUUGAGAAUUAAAAUUUUUGUUAUCGUCUCCAAAGAUAAAAAAAAACUUUCAAGUGGACAUGUAGCUUUGAUUCGAUGGACAUUUAAGGGUUCUACUUCCUUUCAGAUCAAUUUGAACUGUACGUACUAAAAUGUUUAUCCGGUGAACACAUGAAAUUGAGAUUGACUGUAAAUGCCCGUUUGAGACUUCGUUAUCCAAUAACAACUUUGAAAGUAAAACUAGGUAAUUUAAACGUAAAGCUUAGAUAUGUGCAAACGAGAGACAUGUAAUUCUAUUUAUGCAAGUGACGCGUAAAUGUCGAUAUAAUUUCGCGCUUGACUCACUUAAUAUUCUUAAAUUAUGCGUCUUAUCGCAACUUUCAUCUGUCGUGACACGCAUGUACAGCCAAUCUGCUAGUUUGUCCAAUCAACUAUUUUCGUGUACAAAUUUGCUGCAAUUUAACAUUCGUUCCUGAAACAUUUUAAUCGUAACUAUUAAUUGUCCGCUAUCGUAAGGCUGCGUUUGGAAACAUCGCCCGAGUGUCCCAGUGUAUCAUCUUAUCCUUAGUUAAACAUUCGGUGAGCAACAAGGAUGAAACAGUAGGGCACUUGGGUACAAGCGCAGCCUUAUCGACAUUCACGAUGUAUCAGGUAGAUCGUAGAAAUACCGAUUAAGUUGACGAUCAUAAACGGGAAGAGAAAAGGUACCAAAACGCAUUUAUAUACACACCGUAAGUGUAAGUCGUAAAUCGAGAUCGUUAUCGGUCAGAAUCGACGUGUCGCAAACCUCUAGGACAACUUCGGAUUGUUCCGCACCCGCACCGAGUCACAGUAAAACGCAGUGCCUUAUUAGAUGACCUUCGAAAGGAUUGAGGAAAGAGUGCUGAAUAUAUACGACAUCUCGUUAGUGUAAAUAGCUGCCACACACCCGCGUAUUUCUUUCCAGCAUGACGUCUGUAUCGUAUCUAUAUAAAAGUAAAUAUAUAGAUUAGAUUCAUCCGGAGAGCAUAUUCGUUCAAGCACGAGCAAGAAUAGUAGCGACGGAGAUAUUAAGUACUCUUCUCCUCUGUAUUCUUCUUUAGAAAUGACCAAGAGACAUGUAAAACCGUUGUAGCGAAAAGUACCGUGUAGCGUAGUAAUCCAUUUAAUUCGAUAAAGCGGUCUAGUAAAUGAUAUAGACAGUCGAUGUUGAUCAGUCGUCCCCGGAGAUUCGCACUUAAUUGCAGAAAAGAGAAACGGAUAGAAGAACGAAGGAGUGCGAAAAGGUAAUUGCGUUGAAAAUCGUAAGGCACAUCCUAGGUGCUACCCGUAUUAAAUUCGUUCUAUUGUAAAUAAUUAUUAUUUACAUCGUGUGAUUCGAGGCAUUUUGUAGCCCCCGAACAUGCCCCCCCGUCAUUUCACGUAUAGAUGUAAUUUUCACACAGCGUUUAAUUUCACGUUAUCACUACGUGUACCACGAAAGGGUGACAUAUCUUGUACAGUAAGUACCGAUGUCCGUAGAUGCGUCUAGCAACGUUAAGAUUACAUCAUGAACCCUUGAGACCGCGAACCUCACGGAUUCGUUGGAACUUACCUCGCGCAUUAAUGACGUCGGUUAUCGAUAAUGAUCCGCUGUCUUCCUCGACACAUCGACAAAGUGUGUCGCACUCGUUUCCUAUCUUGACGUUGCGUAUUUCAUCGCGCGAUCGAUGCUACAAAUUUCGACACAAACUCCUUGUAGAAGAAAUUUGCCAAAAAAAGAGAGAGAGAGAGAACCACGAUUCGUAUCCCUCAUGCGUUAUUAUCGAUAGAGGUAUAGAGCUCAUCACAACAGUGCUACCGUAAAGUCUUAGCAGAUGUAAUUGUAAUUGUAAGUACCAUAGGUAAUGAUUAACAUACAUAUAUAUAAUUUUAAAAUAAAGGUAGAUAUAAAUAUACGAGAGAAUGCCAUUAUCUACGAUUAUUGUAUGGACAAUAAUAAUACAUAAGGUCCUUAAAUAUAUACGAUUACACUGUCAAAA